Messenger RNA from Suillus paluster, 537 nucleotides. RefSeq lists its product as uncharacterized. Gene Ontology annotation, molecular function: alkaline phosphatase activity; phosphoglycolate phosphatase activity. The transcript is spliced from 3 exons. The coding region runs from base 1 to 537 and encodes 178 amino acids. Lineage: Eukaryota; Fungi; Basidiomycota; Agaricomycetes; Boletales; Suillaceae. The record is from RefSeq and is a predicted model, not a curated record.
AUGUAUGUGAUCGGGAUGGCAGGGAUUGAGGAAGAAGGUAUCUCUCCAUUCCGAAACCUAGAUGUUCAAGCUGUACUUUGUGGCUCAGACCUCAGCGUCAAGUAUACCAAGCUAUCACAAGCAUUCCAAUACCUCACACGAAACCCCGGCUGCCAAUUCUCGGUCACAAAUGAAGACAGCACAUUCCCGAGCGCGGAUGGUCUCUUGCCUGGAACUGGAGCCAUCAGCGCUCCAUUACGCUUUGUGCUGGAGAAGGAUCCGAUAAGUAUCGGAAACCCGCAAAGACAACGCUGGAUUGUAUUCAAGCCAAGCGAAUGUUUCCACCGAGCUUUUGGUGCUUCUCAUCAAUCUGCCUUUCUGACAAGACGAGCCGGGGGUCUGGCAACGCUCCUUGUCCUGACGGUACUCGACUACGUCACCCAGUCUAUUGGAUUCGCGUCUUCGAUGGAAAAUAGUUCUAGUCUUCUCCCGUGCAUAGAAGGGGCUGGUCCUCAGAAGAGUGGAUUAAUUAGAUAUCUAAAACUACAAUUUGAAUAG